AUGCGUUCUAUAUUGUUUCGUGGUAUGGAUUCCGAAGAUAUGGACUACUUGCAAAAGGUUCACCGGCAUCUGACACGAGUCUCGUCCCCUACCGGUUGUCCUUGGUGCACAACCGGUCAGUGUGGUGUAUUUCUCAAGGAAUAUCUAUGCUGUCCAUCGGAUUUGGCUAACAUUAGAGCGUUCCCUUGGGUGGAACACCCUAUCAGCCUAAUCGCGGAACCAUCUGAAGCUUUGUCUUACAUCAGUGCACAGGGUCAUUUGGUCCAUUUUGAAAAACAUCAUCUACCGUUGAUCCCUCAAGUGCACAGAAACAAUCGACCACGUGAGAGUGACACUCACCACAUCGGUAAUAACUUGCUCAAUCGGUCCAUCCACACCCGUCGUGUACUUGGCUCUCCCGAGUCGCAUUUUGGCGUUUCCGACAGUGAAGAGGACAACAGACAUAGUCAACCACAUUCCCAUACGGGCUUGGUUAACCAUGACGCAUGCGAUAUGCAAUAUCAGUCAUGUUUGCACCGUGUCCGUUUACAGUGGCGCUGCAAAGUGGACCAGCAGUUGGAUGCCCUGGCCAGUUUGACAGCUCACUACUCGGAUGCAACU
Molecule: messenger RNA, 600 nt
Organism: Echinostoma caproni
Lineage: Eukaryota; Metazoa; Platyhelminthes; Trematoda; Plagiorchiida; Echinostomatidae
Source: the annotation of a GenBank genome assembly